CCUCCAAAAUCUGCUAUCAAAAGGAAGCUGAGCUGGUGGAUACUCGAGAAUCUUAAACAGACGGGUGGGAAAACGACGACAUCGUUGAUAGCUCCCCUCUUUCAAACGGCGGCGUUUUCUCUUAAGCGUGAAUCAGCAAAAACCCUAAAGUUGCUCCAAAAAUAUAUAAACACCGGAAUUGAUUUUUCCAAUAGCAGAGAGAAACACAAAGGCGGAAGGGCAAGGAGUAGAAGGCGGCCGGAGAAGAUGUCGAAGCGAGGGAGGGGUGGAAGUGCCGGAAACAAGUUCAGAAUGUCCCUCGGUCUGCCGGUGGCGGCGACGGUGAACUGUGCCGACAACACUGGGGCGAAGAAUCUCUACAUAAUCUCCGUGAAGGGAAUCAAGGGCCGACUCAACCGAUUACCGUCGGCUUGCGUUGGGGAUAUGGUGAUGGCCACGGUGAAGAAGGGGAAGCCGGAGCUGAGGAAGAAGGUGAUGCCUGCCGUCAUUGUCAGGCAGCGAAAGCCCUGGCGCAGAAAGGACGGUGUCUUCAUGUACUUCGAAGAUAAUGCUGGAGUGAUUGUGAAUCCCAAAGGAGAAAUGAAGGGGUCUGCUAUUACUGGUCCUAUUGGAAAGGAAUGUGCUGAUCUAUGGCCAAGAAUUGCUAGUGCAGCCAACGCCAUUGUCUGAGUUGUAUCGAUAUUCGGCCUUGAAAGAUUGCUUAUUUUUGUGUGUUUUACCGGUAAACAGGGAGAAGGAAGUAGAAAAACAGUACAAUUCCAUAAUGUUAUCUUAUAAAUCACUCGUAGUUUAGUUGUGUUGACUGUUGGAAUCAAUUUUGCCCUUUUGUUAUAUUUUUACAGUUGCAUUGUAUCGUAGCAGAUUGUUGCAAUCAAUUUUACCUUGUAUCUUUCUAGACGCACAACAUUAGUCACUGCCAUUGAAUGCAAGAAACUGAUCUUCAUAAUUUCUAGAAUGAUGGCCAGCAGCAUUUUAAGAUAUUUAAAUGCACAACAUGCAGUGGCGGAACAAGAGCCCAGAGGGGUUCGGUCUGUCACGGCUCACGGGACACAGGUAGGUCUUGGUAAAACGAUAAUAAGUUUCUACGUAAAUGCAUUUUGCUAUCGUACUAAAGCUCACGUAUUGUUAUUUGAUUGUCAUAAAUUAAUUUAUUACAC
Linum trigynum is the source of this 1157-nucleotide messenger RNA. The record is from the annotation of a GenBank genome assembly. NCBI's taxonomy places the organism in Eukaryota, Viridiplantae, Streptophyta, Magnoliopsida, Malpighiales, Linaceae.